CUACAGCUUACGAUCUCCACGCUCAUCAUUAAACACACAUCCUUUUCACAUAGAGCACCCGGAUCAAUAACAAUGUCCCUCUCAUCAUGCAACCUCCUCCACAAUCCCUCCUUCGAGACGGGCAGUCUCUCCCCAUGGUUUACGACCGUUCCCAACGUGAACAUCGCCACAGUCACCAAUGCGACCACUGCCUACGAAGGCAACUACUAUCUUGACCUCAAAACCGACGUCGGCAACCGCGGCCACUCGAUCGCGCAGCCCAUCACUGAACUGAAACGCGGCGCCGUCUACGAAUUCACCGCACACGUCAAGAUCCCGGGCUCCUCGGGUGUCGAGUACUGCUUCGUCGACGCCUACAUCGGCAAGAACGCGACGACGGGGCUGAUCGUCUCCGAGCUGUUGAUGCCGACGGACGAGUGGGCGACGGUCAGCGGGCAGUAUAAGCGGACCAAGCGUCGGGCGGAAGAUGUGUUGACUAUCAGUGGGGCGUGUACGUCACCGGGCAGCUCGUAUACUUGGAAUGUCUAUCUCGAUGAAGUGAUUCUGAAGGAGAAGGGGUGUGUGGAAGAGUAGCCGGUGGGUAGGUUGGUUGCCGAUGGGCUCGCGGUAUGAACUAGGGAGCUGGUCGUGCUUACCGAGGGAUUGCGUUGGGGACAUUGUAUAGACCGCUUGCGGGGUCUGGCAAGUCUUUAUGAGGUCAGGUUGGGAGUGUCUCUACUUCCUUCAGUACUUGAGAGGAUGAUGAUGAUAAUGAUGAUGAUUAUGAGGAUGGGUUGAGUCGAAAUAAUGUACGUUCGGUCGGGUUCGCCAUAGAUUCAGUCUAUGGACCAUAGGCAAGCGGCAUCGUAUUUCCACCCGUAUACUGCGG
Molecule: messenger RNA, 868 nt
Organism: Aspergillus homomorphus CBS 101889
Lineage: Eukaryota; Fungi; Ascomycota; Eurotiomycetes; Eurotiales; Aspergillaceae
Product: carbohydrate binding domain protein
Exons: 2
Coding region: 73-573 (166 amino acids)
Molecular function (GO): hydrolase activity, acting on glycosyl bonds
Source: RefSeq, a predicted model, not a curated record